This is a messenger RNA of Penicillium manginii, 1242 nucleotides long. RefSeq lists its product as uncharacterized. Gene Ontology annotation, molecular function: pyridoxal phosphate binding. The transcript has 2 exons. The record is from RefSeq and is a predicted model, not a curated record. Gene Ontology annotation, biological process: biosynthetic process. Lineage: Eukaryota; Fungi; Ascomycota; Eurotiomycetes; Eurotiales; Aspergillaceae. Bases 1 to 1242 code for a protein of 413 amino acids.
AUGCAUGAUAUCGCCUCUUUCGAGCUGCCAAUGUGGCUUUCCAAGAAUGAGGACGCAAAAACAAUUCUAUCUGGAAGCGCCACACCAGCUCUUUCUAUCAAGGACCUGAUAGAACUGUCCACGGAUAAAUCACAGACCAGAAAAAAUCUUUCCUUGGACAAUAUUCCUCUAGCUUUGGGCUCAGGAACCGGAAGCGAAGCCCUCCGCACCACAAUCGCGACUCUAUUUAACGAUAGAAUAACAGCCGCCAACAUCCUCACAACAAAUGGUGCGACAGGCGCAAACUCUCUCAUUUUCCAGACUCUGCUUCGAGCGGGAGACCACGUCAUCUCGAUGUAUCCAUCCUACACACAGCUCCUAGACAUGCCUGAAGCAAUAACGGGCACACAAGUCUCGCUCUGGAAAAUAAGCCUUGACUCAACCCAUCAACGCAAAAACGAAAAUUCAACAACUGGCGCAGGAGCAGCAGAUCUUCUCGACAUCACAGCCCUUAAAGCCCUCAUAAAGCCAAACACAAAGAUGAUCGUCCUAAACAACCCAAACAAUCCAACCGGAACCAUGCUCUCGCCAAAUCUCCAACAAGAAAUCCUCUCCCUAGCCCAUUCCCAAGGAAUAUUCGUCGUCGUAGACGAGAUCUUCCGACCAUUAUACCACGGUCCCCCAUCUACCCCACUCCCGCCUUCCUUCGCCGAAAUAGACGCCUUCGACAACGCUAUCAUCACCGGCUCCCUGAGUAAAGCGUGGGGCUUGGCUGGUGUACGGGUUGGAUGGAUCGCGACGCGGAGUGAGGCUUUUAUGAGCGCAGCGCUUAAUACGCGAUUAUACACCAUCAAUGCCAUAAGUACCCUUGACGAAGCCGUUGCUAUUGAAGCGUUGAGUCCGCGGUGUCGGCCGCAGAUUUUGCGAAAGCAUUUGGAUAUUGCGCGGGUGAAUUUGGAGAUUCUGGAGCAGUUUGUUGAGAGGGUUGCGUCUGUUAGUAUGGUUAGACCCUUUGCGGGUGCUACUGCGUUUUUGCGGAUUGUGCUUGAUGGUGGCCCCGUUGAUGAUGUGGAGUUUUGUAUUCGGCUUAAGGAGGAGACGGGUGUUUUGCUUGCGCCGGGGAGUAAGUGCUUUGGGGUUGAUGGGUCUGGCGAGGAGUUGAGGGGAUUUGUGAGGGUUCAUCUUACCGGGUCGUCGGAUGUUUUUCGGGGUGCUUUGAGUGCUGUCGGUGGGUAUUUGGAGAAAAUUGGGGCCAAGGGUUGA